Molecule: messenger RNA, 1296 nt
Organism: Elaeis guineensis (African oil palm)
Lineage: Eukaryota; Viridiplantae; Streptophyta; Magnoliopsida; Arecales; Arecaceae
Product: 1-aminocyclopropane-1-carboxylate oxidase
Source: RefSeq, a predicted model, not a curated record
GGAUAUAAAUAGGACGCCACUCGAUCAAUAACCACACAUCGCAUAGGAAGAUAAGCAAGUGUGUGUGUGGGUGAGAGAGAGAGAGAGAGAGGAAAUGGAGAACUGCUUCCCAGUUAUCAACAUGGAGAAACUAGAGGGAGAGGAGAGGGAGAAGACCAUGGAGCUACUGCGUGAUGCUUGCGAGAAUUGGGGUUUCUUUGAGCUACUGAACCACGGAAUCUCCCGUGAACUCAUGGACGAGGUGGAGCGGCUAACCAAAGGCCAUUACCGGAAAUGCAGGGAGCAACGGUUCAAGGAAUUCGCGAGCAAAGCCCUCGAGGAAGGGAAACAAUCCGACACUACCAACAACAUGGACUGGGAGAGCACCUUCUUCCUUUGCCAUCUCCCAGAGUCCAACAUGUGCGAGAUCCCCGAUCUGGACGACAAAUACCGGAAGGCGAUGAAGGAAUUCGCGGUGGGGAUAGAGAAGCUGGCGGAGAGGCUUCUGGAUUUGCUCUGCGAGAACCUGGGGCUAGAGAAGGGGUAUCUAAAGAAGGCCUUCUGCGGGUCCAAGGGACCGACCUUCGGCACCAAGGUCAGCAACUACCCACCAUGCCCGCGCCCGGAGCUGAUCAAGGGCCUGAGGGCUCACACCGAUGCCGGUGGCAUCAUCCUUCUCUUCCAGGAUGAUCGGGUCAGCGGCCUCCAGUUGCUCAAGGACGGACAGUGGAUCGACGUGCCGCCUAUGCGCCACUCCAUCGUCGUCAACCUCGGAGAUCAGCUCGAGGUCAUUAGCAAUGGUAAGUACAAGAGCGUGAUGCACCGGGUGCUGGCUCGGACGGAUGGGAAUAGGAUGUCGAUUGCUUCGUUCUACAACCCCGGGAGCGACGCGGUCAUCUUUCCAGCGCCUUCCUUGCUGGAGAAAGAAGCAGAGAGGAAGAAUGAGGCUUACCCCAAGUUUGUGUUUGAGGAUUACAUGAAGCUGUAUGUGGGACAGAAGUUUCAGGCCAAGGAGCCCAGGUUUGAGGCCAUGAAAGAUUUGGAAAACGUCAGUGCACAUCCUAUCCUCACCUCCUAAGCGCAUGAACUGACGGAUAAGUGGUUAUUCGGACGAGACUCGUCAUCAGAUGUCCAACUGUUGUAGGAAAUGCAGAAGUAGGGAGUGUAUGAGGUCCUAGAAUGAAGGUCCCCAAGAAUAUGAUGUUUCUUCAUGCUUUCUUGUCUUGGGAAAUUAAUGAUCAUGUGUGCUUUGUGUACGUUUUGUUGCACUACGUACGUUAAUCUUAAAUAAUUAAUCACGACUUGCUAUUAUCGACA